UGCUUCUACUGUUGUUGCUGCAGCUACAACUCUCCCUCUCUCCCUGUUCGCCCUCCUCGCCCUGCUUAUUCCUUCCUUCCAGUUCCAGAUCCGUAGCUGUAUUCCAGAAGCAGCAGCAGCAGCAGCACUCAGAAGGAGCCAGCCUCAUACCUCCUCGAUUCAUGGCCUCUGUCCCUGCUGCUUCUCCCAUCUCCAUCUCCAUCUCUCCUUCCAGCCUCGCCUCCCCUGUUUGCAUCAGGUAGAUACUAGCAUCGAGAAACGUAGUCAAGAUGAAAGUGGUUGCACUUGUGAGUGGUGGCAAGGACAGCUGCUAUGCCAUGCAGCGGUCUAUAGACUUCGGCCAUGAGAUAGUAGCCCUUGCCAAUCUACUGCCUGCAGAUGAUGAUGUUGAUGAGCUUGACAGCUUCAUGUUCCAGACUGUGGGCCAUCAAAUGAUAGGUGCCAUAGCCCAAUGUAUGGGCCUGCCGUUGUUUCGCCGGCGCAUUCGAGGCACGUCCAGAUUGCAGGAGUUGAGAUACAAGAAAACUGAUGGGGACGAAGUGGAAGAUUUAGAGAAACUUCUGAUGGCUGUGAAGCAGAAGCACCCUGACAUUAAUGCUGUUUCUUCAGGAGCUAUUGCAUCCAAUUAUCAGCGAUUGAGAGUGGAAAGCAUAUGCUCUAGAUUGGGUCUCAUUUCUCUUGCUUACAUGUGGGAGCAAGAUCAGGCUACACUUCUUCAGAACAUGAUUGAUAGUGGGAUCCACGCAGUGCUCGUCAAGGUGGCUGCAAUUGGUAUGGACCCAUACAAACAUUUGGGGAAGGAUUUGGCUUCUGUGCAGCCGUAUCUUACUCACCUCGCCUGUCUGUAUGGAAGCAACGUAUGUGGUGAAGGUGGAGAGUACGAGAGUCUGACUCUCGAUUCUCCUCUAUUUAAGCAUGCACGAAUUGUUUUGGAUGAGUUUGAAGUCACAUUGCACUCACCAGACCAAAUUGCCCCCGUCGGUGUGCUUCACCCAACGAAAUUUCAUUUGGAAGCUAAAGAUUCAUCAGCAAAGUUGAGUCCUGGCUUGUUGUCCUCGGUGUAUGAAGUAGCAGACGACAUGCCUGAGAAGGAGGAGAUGGUCAUGAAAGGCGAGGAAGUCUCAGUGAUCGAGUUGAAAAAUAUACGCUCGAGUGUCGAAGUCCUAACCACAAUUAUUUCUCAACAGCACGGCAUUUUCACAAUAUGCUGUUGGCUGUCAAAUAGUCAGAAACUUGAUGUGCAGGAAGAACUUGGGCUACUAUUGUCCACUGUUGAAAAGACUCUUCAUACCAAGGGUCUCACCUGGGGCAACGCUGUAUAUGUUCGCCUCUUUCUUGAGGACAUGGUCUCCUUUGGGGUUGCCAAUGAAGUCUACGUGAAGAAUAUCACUGAGCAGAAGUGUGAGAGAGGAGUACCCUCUCGGUGUUGCAUGCAAGUGUGCUUACCAGAGGCCUGCAUGGGCGGAGCUUUGGUAGAAGUCACAGCUGCUUCAGAUUUAAGCAAGCAGGUCCUUCAUGUUCAGAGUAUUUCUUGCUGGGCUCCGAGCUGCAUUGGCCCUUAUAGUCAGGCAACACUGCAUAGGAGUAUACUGCACAUGGCUGGGCAGCUUGGUUUGUACCCUCCUACUAUGGCGCUGGUGCAAGGUGGCGCAGCCUUGGAAAUGCAACAAGCUUUGAAGAACUGUGAGGCAGUAGCAAGGGCUUUCAAAGUCAGUCUACGAAAUGAUUCUGUAGCCAUCACAAUUUACUGUUCAGCUGCUUUGAGUGUUGAGGACCAAGUGCAAGUUGAGCGUUGUCUUUAUGAAUUUCUCGAAGGAGUGGAGGAAGAUGAUGAUAACGAAUCUCAGAGCAUGAGAACAGAUUUGAAAAUCUCAAAUCCACUGAUAUUUUUUGUUCUUGUGCCAGCAUUGCCGAAAGGGGCGGCCGUCGAAUUGGAACCUUCCUUGUAUGUGAAUUCGAGCAUCUACAACGACAACGACUCUGAGUCUGAUUCAAGUCUAUCUUGGAAACACGUCCACGUUGAACCUCCAACCACUAUUGGCAGCUCAGUGGUCAGAAAUAGGACACUUGCGUGUAGUCCAUGCCAAGGGUCGGUCCUACCAAGGAAGUAUGGUCGAGCUAGUAUUUGCAUCAGUAAUUUCUCUGCUGGCUCUUUGGGGUUGAUCAACACUAGCGAAAAUGCUGGGGAAGCGCGUGUAGACCUGGAAGAGUUGCAGGAGCUAAUAUCUUCAGCUGUAGCCACACUGAGGUUUAGAGUUUUCGAGGAGAUGGCAAGACUUUCAUGGAACGAAGUCACGGCGUUUCGGGUUUACUAUGAUGCCAUAGCAGUUCAUGCAGCUCCAUUAUAUACAGCUGUGACUAAGGCUUUAGACGAUUUCCGUAUAGCUGAGGGGUGUAGUGUUGCCCCGACCUUGAUACCAGUAAGCGGAGCAAGCUUCACACUGAAAAUUAGGGAACUCGUUCUUUUCGACGUGACUGCUGCUAGUACCCAUCUUCAAACAUAAGAUCCAUACAGAAUCUCUCAUCCAGUGUUUCACCCUGCCCAGAGAAUUGUUACCCAAUCACCUUAACUGGAUCAACAGCAGUGUGGUCUGCAAGUCGGUAAUGGCUAAUAUUUUGAAUUUGGGAUAUAACCUUGCUAACCCAUCCAGGUUUUGCUAGUAACGGAAAACACCGACGAUGACAGUAACAAAACACUCCAGCGACCAGUUGGAAUUUCUGCCUCCUAUUUCACGAGGCAUUCCAGAUCAUAAUUAUUACUCGUGUUCAGUGCAAGUACUUGGAAUCAGCAUUGUCAAGCAGUAGGAGGGUGGAUGCGUGGGGAUCCCUUUUCGACACAAUCGAUUCACGUUAUGUAGGCACUAUAUGUCGUACCUAUUGUAGAAGGAUGAUUGAUGAUAGUGAUUAAAAGGCCACUUCGUGUGUAUUUUCCAUGUUUAAAGACGGAGUUGUACACCUACAAUGUGAAAGUUAUGCUCGAAGUUACACUUCAUAUGUCUCGUUGACGGUUAAUGAAGCUUUUA
Physcomitrium patens is the source of this 3023-nucleotide messenger RNA. Its product is annotated as diphthine--ammonia ligase. The record is from RefSeq and is a predicted model, not a curated record. Gene Ontology annotation, biological process: protein histidyl modification to diphthamide. Lineage: Eukaryota; Viridiplantae; Streptophyta; Bryopsida; Funariales; Funariaceae. Gene Ontology annotation, molecular function: diphthine-ammonia ligase activity.